Boleophthalmus pectinirostris (great blue-spotted mudskipper) is the source of this 870-nucleotide messenger RNA. Its product is annotated as potassium voltage-gated channel subfamily H member 5-like. Gene Ontology annotation, cellular component: membrane. The record is from RefSeq and is a predicted model, not a curated record. The transcript has 7 exons. NCBI's taxonomy places the organism in Eukaryota, Metazoa, Chordata, Actinopteri, Gobiiformes, Gobiidae. Gene Ontology annotation, biological process: regulation of membrane potential; potassium ion transmembrane transport. Gene Ontology annotation, molecular function: voltage-gated potassium channel activity. Bases 1 to 870 code for a protein of 289 amino acids.
AUGCCCGGCGGGAAACGCGGGCUGGUGGCGCCGCAGAACACCUUCCUGGAGAACAUCGUGAGGAGGUCCAGCGAGACGAGCUUCCUGUUGGGGAACGCUCAGAUCGUGGAGUGGCCCGUCGUCUAUAGCAACGAUGGAUUCUGUAAACUGUCGGGGUUCCACAGGGCAGAGGUCAUGCAGAAGAGCUCCACCUGCAGCUUCAUGUACGGCGAACUCACCGAUAAAAAGACCAUUGACAAAGUGCGUGAGGCGUUUGAUAACUACGAGUCCGACUGCUUUGAGAUCCUGCUGUACCGAAAGAACCGAAGUCCAGUGUGGUUCUACAUGCAAGUGGCUCCCAUCAGAAACGAGAACGACAAAGUGGUUCUGUUCCUCUGCACCUUUAAAGACAUCACCCUGUUCAAGCAGCCAAUCGAGGACGAGAACACCAAAGCUCUGCUUUAUGCCACCAUCUUUGGAAACGUGACGACCAUCUUCCAGCAGAUGUACGCCAACACCAACCGCUACCACGAGAUGCUCAACAACGUCCGAGACUUCCUCAAACUCUACCAGGUCCCCAAAGGUCUGAGCGAGAGGGUCAUGGACUACAUCGUCUCCACCUGGUCCAUGUCCAAGGGCAUAGACACAGAGAAGAGACGAGCUUCCUGUUGGGGAACGCUCAGAUCGUGGAGUGGCCCGUCGUCUAUAGCAACGAUGGAUUCUGUAAACUGUCAGGGUUCCACAGGGCAGAGGUCAUGCAGAAGAGCUCCACCUGCAGGAGGUCCUGGGCAGUCUGUAGACAUAUCGGCCACUCCGUGGGUGAAAUUGGGGCACACUGGGGACAAAGUGCCACACCAGCUGUGCCAGCCAUCAUUGCCUGCCAUGGAGUAA